Messenger RNA from Bicyclus anynana (squinting bush brown), 3059 nucleotides. RefSeq lists its product as uncharacterized. The transcript is spliced from 6 exons. Bases 30 to 1034 code for a protein of 334 amino acids. Lineage: Eukaryota; Metazoa; Arthropoda; Insecta; Lepidoptera; Nymphalidae. The record is from RefSeq and is a predicted model, not a curated record.
AACACCUUGUUUUGGAAGUGCUAGUGCACAUGCCCGCGACUCUGUUCACGUUGUCGCUCGGGACACGGCUCCUGGCGCUGAUGAUACCAAUAACUGGUCGCUCCGCCUCCGACUCCCCGGAUGUUCUUGUCACUAUUGCGGCGGCUGCUGUCACGGUUUACGCUGUUUUUACUGUGUCAGGAAUUGAAUUGCUGUUCUCGCGCAAAUGGCUGUGGAUAGUGUUGUGCGGCAUAGGUGCAGUGUGCAUCAUAGUGAUGUUCAUCCCCAUGAACCCGUACCGAGACGAGAACAUCACUCAGAGGCACAGUUGGUUCCACUCUCGGGUGAUAAGCUACGAUGCGAAUUUCGCUGUAGUCAGCAGCACCUCAGGCCUCAUAAUAGCUAAGACAGACGCUAACAACAUACGCGAUGCACUGUCAGCGAUCCGCAACAGCGAGCUGUAUGUAGGAGAUGAUGCAACUAACGACACCAAUCCCAAAUUACAAAUCAGGGAAUCCGAUUUGCGAAUAAUUCAGGAGGAGUGUCAAGGCACGCUGUACUGCGACUUGCCCAUAUUUUCACCGCGAUCAUACACGAACAGUCUGUUCGUGUCCAUGACUCCGCCGGAUGAUUUCGAACCCAAAUUAUCAUUACUGGAUCGUAACUGCGCUGGAGAUAUUUGCAAGCUUACUUUUGAAGUAUCUGGUACCGCACAUAACAUGAUAACGAUUUGGCCGCGACCAAACGUCUCUCUAGUUGCGUGGCCCUACGAGACGCCGAUGGUUUCCACACUCACGGUGCAGGGGAGACCUGUGUACAAUAUUAGACAGAAUACAAACACUUACAGUGAAGUCCUGGCCCCGUACCUGCUGACCUUGGACUUUAGGGUACCAGAGUCUUCACAAUCGGAUAUUAUUUUGGAUUUCGUUCUCAACUCGCACAAAAUUAACCAUCCGGAAGACUUCACGGAUCAUUACAAGCAAUUGCUUGAAGUCAUGCCUGAAUACAUGAAUGUAGCCACUUUCUUGAGUAUCCGGAGUAAUUAUGUAUUUUAAGGAACCAUCAUUAUCAUCAUCAUUACCAGACGGUGGACGUCCACUGCUGGACAUAGGCCUCCCUGUAAAGACUUCAAAACACCACGGUCUCAAGCCGUUGGAUACUGGAUCCAGCGGCAGUCAACCUAAAGUGUUUUUCAGAUAGCAUGGGUACGGUGACAUUCGCCUGUAUGACGUUACUAAUAAGUGAAUCCCAACAAACUUUCAAGAGGGAAACGAACUGUCACCCGCACCAUCCUAUAUGAAACGGACUGUAGUGGGGUGCCGACCAAAACUGCGUUUUCCAAUGCGCGGUCGCCAUUCCAUCGGCUCUUCGAACUAUGAAAGGAGUUUCAUAGUGACUAAAUGCAACUGAUUUAUAUAGGUUACUUAAGUUUCGUAAAUGAAGAUUUAUUUUUAAGUAAGUAAGCAAGCCCUCGUUCGCACAAGAGUUUUUUUAACGGACGUUAAAAAAGCAUUCAAAUAUAGUAUGAAGUUAAAUGAAAAUCUAUUUCCAACACCCAAAAUUGAAACUGCAACACUGCUCGUAAAAGGGUUGUGUUUUAAAAACGUUUAUGUUGUUGUGUGAACAUAUACUUGGGAAUGCAUUUUCUUUUUUUUUAUUCUCUACAAUUGACUACAAUCCCACCUGAUGGUAAGUGAUGAUGCAAUCUAAGAUAGAAGCGGGCUAACUUGUUAAGAGUAGGAUGAAAUCCACACUCCUUUCGGUUUCUACACGAGAUCGUUGCAUCUGUUGUAUUUGAACGCUUUUUUAACGUCCUUUAAAAAAACUCGUGUGAAUGGCUAAGAGUCAUAGCAAAAUUUUUCCGUGUUAUUUUUUCACAAUGGUGACCUCUCCCGGUAAUUUAGAGUUCCGCUACUGGGAAAUGUUAUAGGGAAAUAUAUUUACUAACAUAAUAGGAAGUGAUUAGAAGAAUAUUCUGCUAUAUUAUAAUAGUUAUCAUAUACUUAUAACAAGUAGAUAUAGUCUUAACAAAAUAUUCUUCUACUCUAAUAAAGUUCUAAUAAUUAAUACCUCUAAGUUAUCUAGUCCGCAGUCAAGGAGUCGAGAAUCAUUUAAAGCGUUUUAUGAAAAUAGCCAUGAUUAGCAGCUAGAUAGACGAAUUUAGCUGAAAAUAGUACAAGUCACUAAAUAUAAUGUUUCUGUUUACAUUUCGAUAUUCUAUAAAAAAAUACUAAAGUAGUUUAUUUAUUUAUUUACAGAAUUUCCUAGUUAGUAGUAGUUAGUGAAUUGAUUUUGGAAAUGGUGUCUUCUAUGAGUAGUAUUUAGUAUUAAGAUAUUAAUUAUUAUAGUUGUUGGUACUGUCCUACUUAGCAGUCAUAUUUAUAGAUUGAAGCUCAAAAAAAUUUUGAUAGCAUAGAUAAAUUCAAGUUCGCAGUUUUUUAACGGUCUCUUGCCAUCUCUGUCAUUGUUAUAUUAUAGCAUAUUUUGACACUCAUUUAUUUAUUUCUCCUUUUUUUAAUUUUUAACAAUGUUUUACAUAAAAUAAACAAAACACUAUUAAAAAUUUAUAAAAAAAAAUUAACCCUCCCAACUUAACUGAACUAAAAAUUAACUGUUGAUCCAACAGUUAAGUGAAAGCUUCUUAAGAUGUUGGUCGAAGCUUUUCGCCAUAAGACCAUUGACUGAAACAACCAUCGGAACAAUAAUUGACUCAACAUUCCACAUGGACGAUUCCACAUAAAAAUGUAACAGCUAUAUAUUACAAAAUGUUUGAGCAACAUCAAUUAUUUUUUAUAAAAAUUGUUUAAGAAAAACGUUUGUAGUAGGUACCAGCUGGUUGUAUUAGCUAUUAUUAUGUUAGUGCAAUUAUGUAGCGAAAUCAAUGAAAAGGUUGUAAAUCUAUGUACACGUAUGUUUCUCUGAAGUUCAAUGAUAUAAUUUUAACAUUAGUUCCCUCAUAGUUGCAAUUUAAGUUAAUUUAUUUAAACAAUUUUCUUGCAAAAAGUAACAAUCAAUCAUUCAAUAAAAAUAUUCUAUGGAACCUGAUGUUGAAAGUAGGUACUAUUAAAUAAUGGUAUGUA